Trichoderma reesei QM6a is the source of this 1656-nucleotide messenger RNA. RefSeq names its product asparagine synthase-like protein. NCBI's taxonomy places the organism in Eukaryota, Fungi, Ascomycota, Sordariomycetes, Hypocreales, Hypocreaceae. The record is from RefSeq and is a predicted model, not a curated record. The coding region runs from base 1 to 1656 and encodes 551 amino acids. Gene Ontology annotation, molecular function: asparagine synthase (glutamine-hydrolyzing) activity. The transcript has 4 exons.
AUGUGCGGCAUCCAUGGCGCCGUAACAGCAAAUGGCCGCCCUCACAGACUGUCUCCAGUGCUUGAGCGACGGCUUCGGAACCGCGGGCCGGACCAUCUCGGAACGGUAGAGGCGCAGCUCUCCCCAGCCGAGGGCUCUCUCUGCGUGACCCUGACCUCGACGGUUCUGUCUCUGCGCGGCGACCAUCUGGCGAAGCAGCCGCUGGUGGACGCGGAAUCCGGAUUCGUGCUCUGCUGGAACGGCGAGGCUUGGAAGCUCCGCGGGAACCCCGUUGAAGGGAACGAUGGCGAGGCUGUCUUGUCUCUGCUGACUGCGGCAGCGAGUCGCGAUCAGGGCAGCGAGGAUAGUGUCCUUGAUGCUCUGCGGUCCAUCGACGGUCCUUUUGCGUUCAUCUUCCUUGACAGGAGAGCAAAGCGGCUGUACUAUGGACGGGAUCGCCUCGGGCGACGGUCAUUGCUCCUGAAAAGGGGAGACGAGUUCCUGCUCUCCAGCAUCGCAGAAGCCCCAGCCGAGGGAUGGGCCGAGGUCGAAGCUGAUGGCUGCUACACCGUUCAGCUGGAUGCAACAGACUCGCCUGCGGAGCUGGUGCCGGUACGCCAUGACUGGGACGAGAACAAAGACCUGGUCUCAAGUAUUGGCAUCUUCAACGCCUCUGUACCUGCCUCUACGGUCACGACAGCUCCCUUGACCAGCCAGUCGCCCUCAGUAGAGCAGCUGCGGCACCAUCUGACGGCGUCCCUCCAGCUCAGGGUCCUCAAUGUUCCGAGACCUCCCAUGGCGGAGAUGUCAGACGCCCGCGUUGCAGUCUUAUUCUCAGGAGGCCUGGAUUGCACUGUUCUCGCCAGGAUGGCCAGUGACAUGAUUCCUCCAGAGCAGGCCAUUGAUUUGAUCAAUGUGGCCUUUGAGAAUCCCCGAAUUGCUGCGCAGAACGCAGGGCUGUCCACUGAUGAGCUGUACGAGCUGUGUCCUGACAGGAUGACUGGGAGAAAGUCAUUUGCGGAGCUGUCAACCGUCUGUCCAGAUAGACGGUGGCGCUUUGUUACUGUCAACGUUCCCUAUGAUGAGACAUGCGCUCAUCGAGCAGAGUUGAUAGACCUCAUUUACCCUCACAACACGGAAAUGGACCUCUCCAUCGCUUGUGCCUUGUACUUUGCGGCAAGAGGUCAAGGGAUGGGACAGUUGGCCCCAGGGUUGGAGGCAGCUGAACCGUAUAGCACAACAGCUCGCGUAUUGCUGUCAGGGCUCGGCGCGGACGAGUUGUUUGGCGGCUAUGUCCGGCACGCCACCGCUUUUACGCGCAGCGGUUAUCCGGGACUCAUAGAUGAGCUGAAACUGGACGUUGGCCGGCUAGGCAAGAGAAACCUGGGACGAGACGACAGAGUCAUGGCUCACUGGAGCAGAGAGGUGAGGUUUCCAUAUCUUGACGAGAGUCUGGUCAAGUGGGCAGUCGAGCUGCCAGCGUGGGAGAAGUGUGAUUUCGACAACCAGGGAAAUGGGUGUGAUUUGGAGCCUGAGAAGAGGGUGCUGCGUCUGUUGGCGGAGAGUCUGGGCAUGCGCUCAGUGGCGACGGAGAAGAAGCGAGCGAUUCAAUUUGGAGCGCGGACUGCCAAGAUGGAAAGCGGCAAGGUCAAGGGCACCACCCUUCUUCUUCCCUGA